ACCGAGGGGAAAUCGGCAUUCCGGAACCUUGAGUCUGUGUUUACACAGGGGAGGGAGUUCACUUGGUAAACUUCAAACUGACGGUGAAACAUGCGGCGACUCUUUAUACUCACCCUCAGCCUGUUACCAUGGAUCCCAGCUGUCCUCUGCAAGGUAACCACCGAGGGAGAGCUUUCCAUCAUGGAGGGUCAAUCCCUCACAAUCCCGUGUCAUUACGAGCCUCAGUAUGCCAGCUAUGUAAAAUACUGGUGUCGGGGGAAGAUGAGGGAGUUCUGCACCAGUUUAGCUCGAACAGAUGAGCCCCGUUCAGCCAAUCCAGCUGAGAAGAAAGUGAGCGUUUUUGAUGACCAGGUCCAGCUGGUGUUCACGGUGACCAUGAACAACCUGAAGGAGGGGGAUUCUGGGUGGUACAUGUGUGGUGUGGAGAUAGGAGGUGUGUGGAGCGCUGAUGAUGUCGCUUUCACUAACAUCAAGGUCAUUCAUGGUAUGUCAGUGGUGAACAGCCGAGUGAGUGGGGAAGAAGGGAGUAGUCUCACAGUUGAAUGCCACUACAGUGAGAGAUACAGAGAGAGUGAGAAGAAGUGGUGUCGGAGUGGAGACUGGAGCUCCUGUCUGCUGACAGGUUCUGAAGGGAACUACGAAGACACUUCAGUGGCCAUCAGCGAUGACAGAACUAGGACUUUCACUAUAACCCUAAAGAAGCUGCAGAUGAGAGAUACCGGCUGGUACUGGUGUUCUGCAGGACAGCAGCAGAUGGCCGUGCAUGUACUUGUCACACACCGGGCUACGACUACAGCGGUGUCUGUGACAUCCCCACCUACACGCCUACAUUCUGCUGCAUACCUGCCUCCACCCAAACCCAUCACUAAGGAAUACUGGAACAGUCACAGUCACAUCUUGGAGUCUUUGCUGGUGUGUGCUUCGAUAAUGCUUCUUGUGGGCUUGGCCAUACUGGCGAGAAAAUUGUGGAAACAGCGCAAACAGGAUCCUUUGCAGAGACAAGUUAAGGCGAUAAAAGCAAGGCACAAUGAGUACUCAGGGGAUGUAGGUGACCUGCAAAACGCUGCUGUCGUUUUCCUCAACAGGGACUCCCAGGACGUACAUAUGUACUGAGCUCUGUCACUGCAGCAUUUAUUGUUACUCUUUGUAACUGAAUGUAAUUUUGGUGUUAGUUCACUGCACACAGCACAUGCUUUACUUCCAGUGUCUUCUUUAUGUUACAUACCAGCACAGUUAAAGACAUUUUGAUGUUUCUUUUUUUGCUUGCUGUUCUCUGCUGGCAACUGGUAUAAGCAGGAGAGCUUAGAAGAGUAUAUUUUUUCUGUAAGGCAAAUUAACCAAAAUAUAAUAACGGGGUCCUCUACUUAAUUUCAUCAAUCAAGAGCAGCGCUGUAACUACUACUAAUGACACUAAGGUUUAUUAUCAUAUGAUUUUGGCAGAGUUUACAUUCUACAGUUAAAAAUGUACAUUACAAUUAAAUCUGACUAUGUUUAUUAUCAUAUAUAGAGUUAAGUUGGGUAAUUUGGGACACUUUACACACACACUUUUCACACAUUACCACUAAAAUCAACCCAAAGUUCUGAAUACUACCUUAAGUGUUACUUGUAGAACUUGAUAUGGAUUUUUGCUCUAUUUUUAUGAAGAAAAUAUGUUAUUAUUCAAAAUACUGUAGAAACGCUGGACCUUCAAACACAUCUAGAACCCCUACCUCAUUCCAAUGACAUGACAUGUAAUUCAUUCAAUCAGUUCUUAUUUAAAAAGAUUGUGCGACUUUUCUGCCAUGCUUUACCGUUCUUUCGCUGCCUGUUUCCUUGUUGCCAUAUUAUCUACAAUGGACAUGCAUGUGUAUACGUCUGUAUAUGUAACAAUACUGGCUAAUUCUGGACUAUUGUGGCUGACAUGAACUCACUGCAUCAUCGUGAUAUUUUUUAGGUGACAAAAAUGGCUGGAAUAUUGCAGGAUGGCAUGCAAUAACAUAGUCAUGAUUUUAUGGCACUUGGUAAAUUAAAACAUACUUUUCUCACUUCAGAAAAAAUGUCCAGUUGUAGCAUAGUUUUUUUUCCCAUUUUACCUGAAUGCAUUAAUUACUCACUCAAAGUGCAGUGUUGCCCUGGUUCCCUUGAAGAAAAGCCAGUGGGAUAUUUCUAUUGGAUUUUUGAUUGUUGCAGAAAAUGAGCUCUGUGGUGAAUAAAAGUUUAAGAUGCCUUCACAUUUUGUUCAGCAAGAUUUAUUUUACAAAUGCACACCACUUUUCGGGUUUUUGAAGUGUAAAUGCAAUUGCCAGAAAUAAAGAGCUAACCUUAGGCGAUAAACAAACUACACCAUGGUUGCAUAACUUCAGCGUCCACACCACAACAAAGUUGUAAAGUGAGAUGACAUUCACAUUCACAUUUAGCCACUUCUUAGCAACUGCCCUUUUGAAGACAUAUAAAAGCCUCAAAAUUCACCAAUGGGCUAUUUCCUGAUAUAUCUUUUGGUGUUGAACAAAAUGUGAAAGUCUCUUUAGCUUGUGCUUACCACUGACCUUAAUUUCAGGCAUCUAACCAAAGAAAACCCAUUCAAAACUCAACUUACUGACUUUGAGAUGAGGGAAAUGGAAAUGCUAAAAUGCUAAUUCUAUUUAAAUUAAACCUGCAAUAACAAUUUUUGGCCAUCUGGCUGCAGCAGAAACAUGCAAACACUCCUUUGACAUGAUGAACUUGUUAGCUAAUCACUCAUCCAGUGGAUGCAAUGUGGAGCAAAGUUAGCAUUCCUGUGGAGUCAUGUUUAUGUCCCCCUGAUAAUUGAAGUCCACUAUUUUUAACUCUCCUUUAAGCUCUGUUUUGGUCACUACCAACUCCUGAGGGAAAUAUGUGGUGCUUUUGCUGCUACAUACUCCACUGUGUUUACUGGCAAGUUGCUCACUGUGUCUGUCUGCCAGCUGGCACUGGGUAGGUAGAGCCAUUUUUUUUCUUU
Epinephelus fuscoguttatus (brown-marbled grouper) is the source of this 2956-nucleotide messenger RNA. RefSeq names its product polymeric immunoglobulin receptor (gene pigr). The record is from RefSeq and is a predicted model, not a curated record. The transcript has 8 exons. NCBI's taxonomy places the organism in Eukaryota, Metazoa, Chordata, Actinopteri, Perciformes, Serranidae. The coding region runs from base 91 to 1113 and encodes 340 amino acids.